Heterocephalus glaber (naked mole-rat) is the source of this 780-nucleotide messenger RNA. NCBI's taxonomy places the organism in Eukaryota, Metazoa, Chordata, Mammalia, Rodentia, Bathyergidae. The record is from RefSeq and is a predicted model, not a curated record.
UAGAAGUUAUCCAUUGAUACCAUGUCAAACUGUACAUUAAAAGCACCCUAAAGGAAAACUAUGAGCCUCUUUUUUAAGGAGGAGGUCAAUGCCUUCUACUUAAUGCCAUGAGGGCUAUGGCUGUGCUCCUUGCUGUACUUUUUUUUUUUUAACAAUGUCUGGUGAGCGAGCUGACGUACCCGGGCCACAGUGUGGGGAACUAUGGUGCUUCUGAACAUCCUGAUCACCGGUACACCAGGAGUUGGAAAAACCACACUAGGCAAAGAACUUGCAUCCAGAUCAGGACUAAAGUACAUUAAUGUGGGUAAUGUAGCUCAAGAAGGGGCAUUAUAUAAUGGCUAUGAUGAAGUGUAUGAGUGUCCCAUUUUAGAUGAAGAAAAAGUAGUUGAUGAGUUAGAGAACCAAAUGGCAGAAGGUGGAGUUAUUGUUGACUACCGCGGUUGUGAUUUCUUUCCUGAACGAUGGUUUCAUGCAGUUUUUGUGUUGAGAACAGAUAACAGUAUAUUGUUCAAAAGACUUGAAACAAGGGGUUAUAAUGAGAAGAAACUAGGAGACAAUAUCGAGUGUGAGAUUUUUCAAGUUCUUUAUGAAGAGGCCAUGUUAUCAUACAAGGAAGAUAUCAUGCACCAGCUGCCCAAAAAUAUGCCUGAUGAGCUAGAGGACAACAUAAACCAGAUCUUGAGAUGGACUGAGCAGUGGGUCAAAGCUCACAACCCAUGCCUGGUCACCUGGUGGUGCCUGUUUGCCCACCUUGUAGACACGGCCUCCAAGUAUCUGUAA